AUGAUCUUUUUUGCGCGUCUGCACUUUGAUCUUACGGAUCUAAAAGUGAUUAUAAUCAUCAUAUCCUUGCUUCUGCAACGUGCAUGCGCUCUACCACCUUCCAGGGAUAAAAAUCCAAUCGACUUGGACAUCUCUGGACCGCGUCCCAAGGGAGUUUUAAUUACGAAAUCUGUAAUAUACAAUGAAGGGUGUUACUAUUCCGUCAGAAAGGAUUGCUCAGGAGGUAACAAAAUCGGUGAUGUCAGCGAUGGAGGUAAGUAA
This is a messenger RNA of Theileria equi strain WA, 261 nucleotides long. Its product is annotated as signal peptide containing protein. The record is from RefSeq and is a predicted model, not a curated record. The transcript has a single exon. Lineage: Eukaryota; Apicomplexa; Aconoidasida; Piroplasmida; Theileriidae. Bases 1 to 261 code for a protein of 86 amino acids.